Messenger RNA from Neurospora hispaniola, 1169 nucleotides. RefSeq names its product AMMECR1 domain-containing protein. Lineage: Eukaryota; Fungi; Ascomycota; Sordariomycetes; Sordariales; Sordariaceae. Bases 135 to 1028 code for a protein of 297 amino acids. The record is from RefSeq and is a predicted model, not a curated record. The transcript has a single exon.
CGUACAACUAAUCAGCAGCCGCCUGCUCAACCGUCAUCAUUCCUAUUACCAAGUGCUACAGCACCUCCGACACCGCCAAGACGCUGUACAGCCAAGUUCUUGCCGACAAACGCACCCUUUUCCCAGCUCCAACCAUGGCCACCGUCGAGCACUGUCUCUGCUGCUUCGAAGCACUCGUCGCCUAUCAUGAGCGUCGCAAGCCCAUGAGCCUGUCUGAAAUUGAAAAGUCAUGGGUCGAAUACAUCAACACCGUUGACGAGAACAACGGCGACGGCGACGAUGACGACCAAGAGGCCAAUGUCUCCAGCAAAGCUCCUCAGAUCCCCGCGCUCCGUAGACUAGCCGCGGCAACUUUGCCGUCGUCGACCACCUCAUCAUCGACCUCCCUUGCCACAAGCAGCAGCAGCACCAGCGCCAGCACGAGCAGCAGCAACACGACCCUCCAGUCCGGCAUCUCUACGCCUGCAACCUCUAUCGCCUCCUCCGCCUCUCCCACCCCGCCUACACCCGUUUACGAAUCUCCCCUUUUCGUAACCUGGAACGUCGUCCGAGACUCGGAUGAUGACGACGUUUCCCUCCGUGGCUGCAUCGGCACUUUCGAGUCCCAGCCUCUUUCCUCCGGCUUGCCCUCGUAUGCCCUGACCUCUGCUCUCCAAGACACGCGCUUUCACCCCAUCAGCCGGGCCGAGUUGCCUUCGCUGCAAGUGGCUGUGACGCUGUUGACUGACUUUGAGCCCGCGGCCGACGCCAUGGACUGGGAGCUGGGCAAGCACGGGUUGCGCAUCAGCUUUGUGUACCGCGGACGCAGGUACGGGGCGACGUACUUGCCGGAUGUCGCGCCGGAGCAAGGGUGGACCAAGGAGGAAACGGUGGUGAGCCUGAUGCGCAAGGCCGGAUGGGAAGGGAACAAGUCGAGGUGGAGGGACGUGGAACUGAGGGUGGUUAGAUAUCAGGGGAAGAAGGAGAAAUUGGAGUAUGAGGAGUACAAAGCCUGGAGGGACUGGGUGGAUGGAAAGAAGGCGGAGUGAACGUUAAGAGGAAGAGGAGGAGCUGCGUGGAAUCAUUGGGUUGCAUGGAUGAAUCACCUGUUUUGGUCGAGGAGUUAUGGUGAGGAAUAUUGGUAAACCGAGGUGUUUGGCGUAGAGGCAUAAACGGAUACGAUGAAGGGA